GUUUCGGGCUUUCACAAUUAUUGCCACGACGAUGAGCAAGUCCAAGGAAAUGCACGGCCUCGACGAUGUCCACCAGCAGGCGGAGCUGCUCGUCCUGGACUACCUCCGCGGGUCGCGCUGCAUGAAGACGAUGGACGCGCUCUCAAAAUGGAUCUCAGACAAGAAGAAACAUCGAAGCUCGUCAGCAUUGAUGUCUCCGACGGCCAGCGAUAUAUUUGCCAAGGACGUGGCCGCGAACAAAGCGACCAAGGAAAAGGCAAACUCCGUCUUGGAGUACAUGAUUGGCAAGCGCAAGUCUGGCAGCAAAUCCCCCAAAGUCAGCUGCUCCCCGGAAGCAUUCACCGAUGGAAAGGUGGACGAAACUACGAUGGCGUCAACGACCAAGGGGGCUAGCAAGGAGUGGACCAAGGACGAUUUGUCCAAGCUGAAGAAGGAGGCCAAGAAAACCCAAACCAUUGCCGACAAGACAGAGCGGUGGAAGAGUGUCGGGGCCACGCUCGGUCGAAGCAAGCGCGACUGCUACGAAAAGUACAAAGAGCUCAAGAAAAAGCCAUCAUCGUCCUCGUCCAAACCGUCCAAGAAAGCUGUGACUGUGGACGUUCGAUCGAUGCUCGACUUGAACGCUAUCGACGUCGCAGGCGCAGGAACAGACGGACGUGCAAGCGACGACGUCGAGCCAAGUGGGGCGACUGCUGUCCCUACAAACCCCAACGAACAAGACAUGGGAAUGUCGUCAUCUCCGACCAUUCACGCUGUAAAUGUCCACUACGCGAAGGACAAAACAGGGCCGAAAUCGACGGGCAAGAACAAGAUUGUUGACGCUGCCAACAUGGUCGACGACCACCCGUCCGAGAUGUGGUGCGGGGAGGUCGCGCUCAGCAAACCCAAGGCGCGGGGCUCGUCCGUCGCGCCUGGCGACGUUCGGGCGUCUCGGGACUACGACGACGUGGCGGUGAUGGAAGACUGCGACAACUUGGACGAACAGGACCAUGCCCAGGCCGACUCGGCACCGCCUUCCCGAUCGUCGUCAUCCUUUCCGUCGAGAGUAUCACUCUCCAACAGCGUCAUCGACUCGAAGCAAGGCCGAGCGUUGCCGGCGGCGGAAGUGACUUCGUUGCGGAAACUCUUGUUCAACGACUCCAAGAAGAAGCUGGGUCCGCAUUGGACCCACCAAGGUUUUGAUUUCGCCCAAGUGGAAGGGCUCAAGUACGGCAUCGUGCAGCAUGAAGGGGGGCCGUGUGGUGUUAUGGCCGUCGUGCAAGCCUAUGUGCUGCACUUUCUCUUCCAAGAAGAUAUCUCCACGUGGGAUUCUGUCGAGACACCUCUCGUCACCAAGGCAUUGGCACGGGCGCUGGCCCACAUUAUUUGGCAGGCUGGCUCUGGAUCGACGUGCAAAGUCGCGCUAAUCGGUGGUGCCACGCCCUCGUUGGAGCACAUGGCGGUGUCCCAACUAAACUCGCGCCACGACCUCGACCAGUUCAUCGCGCGUCACAUCGAUCAGUUUCGGGAAUCGAAAGGGUACGGCGUCGUGCUUGUGGUGGCGUCGGUCAUGCUCACGCGGGGACUCGCGACCGUUGAAGCCGACAUGGACACGGCCACUGGAACCGUGCCGACUCUGAUUGGCGCACACGACUACUGCACCCAGGAGAUGGUCAACUUGCUCUUGCUCGGGUACGCGUGCAGCAACGUUUUUGACGGAACCAAAGACUUGGGCGGCGGAGACGAUGCCACAUCAUCGUCCAUGGUACUUCGGGGCGUGCAAAAGCGGAGUGCUGUGGGGUUCCUCACACUAUUUGAAGCGUACGACUACAUGGUCGUGGGCGACCACUUGAAGGUCCCCGUCGACAACAUCUGGGUCGUGUGCAGCGAGUCGCACUAUUCGGUGAUGUUUGCCGACCCGGCGAUCGCCCCCUCGACCUCGUUGGCGGCAUUUGAUUUGUUCUACUUUGACGGGCUGGCCAACCAAGACGAAGUGAUUCGUCUGACGAUCUCACCCAUGGGACUGGCCACAAAGCCGGACAAGGCAGCGCAAAAUAGAGGCGACCUCAUCCCCCCCCUCAACCUCGUCAUCCAAACCAAGUGGCCACAGGCGACGGUGGAUUGGCACAGUGUGGAGCCCCUGCUUUGAUUGUCCUUGCCGUAGGAUAAGAGGUGGCAGGGUUAGCUGACGUCAACUGCUACUGUUUGCCUCUUAACUGAGCAAGCAUUCAACGUCAUACACCGUAGUAACGUGAUCGCCUGUUAAGUUACGGUCUUGAAUGUACUAGGUCACUCUCAAUGCAAUGUCGUAGUUCUAAC
Molecule: messenger RNA, 2298 nt
Organism: Aphanomyces astaci
Lineage: Eukaryota; Oomycota; Saprolegniomycetes; Saprolegniales; Verrucalvaceae
Exons: 10
Coding region: 32-2128 (698 amino acids)
Biological process (GO): protein K48-linked deubiquitination
Molecular function (GO): cysteine-type deubiquitinase activity; K48-linked deubiquitinase activity
Source: RefSeq, a predicted model, not a curated record